AUGGGAAACUGUAUUAUCAAAGAAUCAUCCACACAAUGGGGAGGGGAUGAUUGGGGCUCUCCCCCGCCGGUGCCAUCAGAGGCCAAGAAAACCGUGUUUUCUUCUAGUGGGGUUGGCCAAGACAACAAGUUGUAUGCGAAGCCAAUGAAAACAGAGGAGGAGAGUUUUCAUGGAGGAAAGAAGGGGGCUAAAUCUCUUCCUUCUUCUGCCACAGCAGGGGCGGAGGUGAAGAUCAAGAUCACGAAGAAGCAAUUGGAGGAACUUCUGAGUAAGGUGGAUGUACAAGGGAAAACGGUGAAAGAGGCUUUAGCACUGUUGCUCAACCUUGGUGACGGAAAUGAGACACAUCCAAGGUCCUGGAGGCCUGCCUUGCAAAGCAUACCAGAAGCUGAGAUGUAA
Coffea arabica (coffee) is the source of this 399-nucleotide messenger RNA. NCBI's taxonomy places the organism in Eukaryota, Viridiplantae, Streptophyta, Magnoliopsida, Gentianales, Rubiaceae. The record is from RefSeq and is a predicted model, not a curated record.